Melitaea cinxia (Glanville fritillary) is the source of this 980-nucleotide messenger RNA. RefSeq names its product trypsin 3A1-like. NCBI's taxonomy places the organism in Eukaryota, Metazoa, Arthropoda, Insecta, Lepidoptera, Nymphalidae. The coding region runs from base 1 to 942 and encodes 313 amino acids. The record is from RefSeq and is a predicted model, not a curated record. Gene Ontology annotation, biological process: proteolysis. Gene Ontology annotation, molecular function: serine-type endopeptidase activity. The transcript has 6 exons.
AUGUGGAAGCGAACCUUUGUGUUCAAUUUGGUAUCGAGUAUUGUUCUUGCUGAGCUGAUUAAAAAGGCAUACAACAAAUUAUAUUUCUGCAUUAUUUUGUGUACAGACAAAACAUAUAGCGGUCUCUUAACACCGGAAUGUGUGAAGAAUUACAAUCAAAUGUACAUAACGAGGGAGGUGCCACCGCGGCGGUAUUUAUACCACCAUGAGAUCCUCGCUGGUCUUGAAGAACUUGAAAAAAGUGCGAAUAUUGAUAUAGGCUUUAGGAUAGUGGGGGGUAAAAAAAUAUCCAUUGAAAUGGCGCCUUACCAAGUCUUGUAUGGAAAGUAUUGUGGAGGGACCUUAAUUGCACCAGAGUGGGUCCUCACUGCUGCUCAUUGCAAUGUUAAAGAACCAUUUGUCUACGCUGGUUCAACGCAACGAGAUCAUACCAAAGGGUACCGUAUAUGCGCGCACUUCUUGCAUCCGCUCUGGGAUCAAGCAAACCCUCGUGACCACGACUACGACUACCAGCUGGUACUCUUGGACAGACCAAUACCAGUGACACCAGCGUCUAGGCCGAUUGCUAUCGGUUCACACAGUGACAUUGUGGCUGGUCAGAUGGUUUCUGUUACCGGUUGGGGACAUUUGGCAUUCAAGAAAAGCGGAAUGCAAAAUAUUCUCCGUCGAAUAUACAUUCCAAUAAUGUCACAAGAAAAAUGCAGUCUUAUGGACAACGAGGUCUACCAGAAGUUAACUCCGCGAAUGUUUUGCGCUGGUUAUGUUGAGGGUAACAAGGAUUCGUGUCAGGGUGACUCCGGAGGACCUGUCGUAAUAAAUGGCAAAGUGGUUGGUUUAGUUUCAUAUGGCGUGGGAUGUGCAGCCCCCAACAAGCCUGGAGUAUACUCGAACGUACCGGCUGCAAGAGACUGGAUAAGGAACGUCACCGGUCUGCCGUUGUAGUAAUAUUUAGUUAUAAGUGAUUUAAUAAAUAUAUUUAU